This is a messenger RNA of Hippocampus comes (tiger tail seahorse), 2164 nucleotides long. It is a transcript of the gene c1qtnf12, whose product is annotated as C1q and TNF related 12. Gene Ontology annotation, molecular function: hormone activity. The coding region runs from base 880 to 1842 and encodes 320 amino acids. The record is from RefSeq and is a predicted model, not a curated record. The transcript has 8 exons. NCBI's taxonomy places the organism in Eukaryota, Metazoa, Chordata, Actinopteri, Syngnathiformes, Syngnathidae.
GGCUUAUGGGUUUGCCAAGAGUGGAAAAGGAGAGGGGUGGGAGGAUAGCUCAUGAUAAAAACUCCACCAUGCUUACUCCUGAAUGCUCAGAAAGUGAACACGGGAGAACAUGGAUAUGCAGAGACCAACAACAAAAUCUCUUCCUGCCGUCUGAUGUCAAACAGAUGUGAGUUUGCUGGGGGGGAGGCAACCUUCAGUGAACCACCACGGCACCUGAGUGUCAUGUGGUCGAAAGAUCGCAGUUCGACCCUGUGAUAGGAUUAAGGAAUAUUCGAGAGGAACCACCAGGAAGAGAUUCAAAAGACUGGACCUCACACUAUUGUGUCCAAUUGUCUGACGAGUGGACACACUGAACAACAACAUCUUUUUCACUACUCCCACGACUUUGGCUGACCUUCGACUUUUAGUCAUUACCGCAUCACUUUGCCGGAUCCACUGCACGGUGAGAGUGAGAAGAAGCAGCCGCUGCAAACCCUCAAGUUUUUGACACCCCUCCUCUCUGCUGCUGCUGCUUCUUCUGGUAUACCCCCUUUGCCCCCCUACCUCCCAUCUUUCAGCUCACCCCCCAACAGAGCAGAAAGCGUGAAAAAUCUCACUAAUGGGUUUAUUUGCUGUCAGAUCUGAGCCCAUGUGUCAUUCCCUCUGAGCAUUCUGCUUGAAACAUUUCAUAGUUGAGUAAGCCUGCACCAAGUGGCCGAAGUGGGUUGAGGGGUGUGGGGACUCAACCACAGUAGUCAGUGUGACUGUCUCUUGGAGUUGCUGCAUUCUUUUUGGCACUUUAUCAUCAUUCAGGACGUCGGGAGCUGGUGUGCAUCCUUGAAUAGGCGCUUCUGCAAGAAUAUUCCGUCUCCAUCAGGAUCCUGGUGCAGUUUUGUGGAGAUGUGGUAUAGGACUGCUCCCCUGGUUGUGGCGAUUUGCAUUUGUUGGAUUUACUGCAUCUUGGAUGGAGUGGAAGCUAAAAAGGAGAGGAAGAAGUUGAAAGAGACACCACUGCAGCACACAGAGACCUACAACGUGACUCUUUCCAACAGCGAAGAAGAGUCUGGAAUUCCCAAGGUUUCUGACAACCAGAGAGUGGAUCCAUUGGGAUCAUGGAUGGACUUUGUCAAGCGACCAGUUGGCAACUUCCCAGCAAAAUGUCGCAAAAGGAAAAGACCUCUGCCAGGUCCACCUGGUCCUCCAGGUCCUCCGGGCCCACAAGGACCACCUGGCUCACCCGGAGCUGAGGUGACCCAGGAAGUUCUUCUCCAAGAGUUCAAAGAGAUGAUAAAAGAGGCUACAGAGAGACGGACCGGGGCUGUGGAUCGUCAACCCGCUUCCAGCCAGCUUCCCGUCGCUCUCCUCACGCUGCAGGAAGGCAUGACCUCCUACCGGCGAAUCGAUGAGGCUUUCCAUUGCAAACUCAAGGGACCCGUGGUGGUUGACAAGAAGACUUUGGUGGAGCUCCAGAAUUUUCAAACACCGCCAGCCAAGGGAGCCUUCUUGAGAGGGUCAGGCAUGGAUCAGUCUACUGGCAGAUUCACCGCCUCCAUCACAGGGAUCUACCAGUUCUCUGCUAAUGUCCAUAUUGAUCACAGUGAGGUGAAGAGAAGCAAGACCCAGCUGAAAGCCAGGGACAAUAUUCGUGUAUUAAUCUGCAUCGAGUCACUUUGCCACAGAUACACCUCUUUGGAGAUGAUUGUCGGCUUGGAAAGUAACAGUCGAAUCUUCACUGUGAGUGUUCAGGGACUGCUGGAGCUGCAGGCCGGCCAAUACACCUCCAUCUUUGUGGACAACGCUGCCGGGGCCUCCGUCACGAUACAGAAUGGCUCCGACUUCAUGGGCAUGCUCCUUGGCGUGUAGCGUUACCUAGCGGGAGUCUGCUUUCGUUUUCCUCAAACGACCCACCCACAAGCGCCGCCACGAUAGCACAUCGGCAUUCCGGCAAGUCCAAGCUGACUUUUGACGCGAUCCUGUGUGCUGAAGUGUGGGUUGAAGGGGGUGUGGCUUAAGUGAGUUGUGGUUUCUAUUUCACCGCUCCGCUUCUUGGACAAACUCGUGCUGCUACCGCAGUAAAAUGACCUGCACAUGCAACAUGUCACUGUCAUGCUUGUCCCGUAAAUCUUUUACAUAGAGCAUAGAACCAACUUUAAGAAUUGUCUGUGUGUGUGCGUGUGCGUGUGUG